Frankliniella occidentalis (western flower thrips) is the source of this 2148-nucleotide messenger RNA. RefSeq names its product post-GPI attachment to proteins factor 3 (gene PGAP3). Bases 145 to 1116 code for a protein of 323 amino acids. Gene Ontology annotation, biological process: GPI anchor biosynthetic process. Gene Ontology annotation, molecular function: hydrolase activity, acting on ester bonds. Gene Ontology annotation, cellular component: endoplasmic reticulum membrane. The transcript has 7 exons. The record is from RefSeq and is a predicted model, not a curated record. Lineage: Eukaryota; Metazoa; Arthropoda; Insecta; Thysanoptera; Thripidae.
GGCGGAGAGGGUUUGUGCAGACGAUAUGCUACAUCAAAUUUACAUAUAUUUAGACACUUGCCAGUAUGGCUUGUAAAAACUAUUACUAUUUUUACUUCAUGGCGCAUUGAAAUCUACUAAAAACUCGUGAAGAGGAGCGGCAGUAUGGCUCGUCAAGGAGUGACGACGAUUAUCAUACUAUCAGCCCUCUUUGCAACGUUUUGCAUUGUAGGGGGGUCUGAAGGGGACCAGUCCCCUUUCUAUCGCAACUGUAUCGACAAAUGCAUUCAAGCAAAUUGCACUAAAGGGGGAAAAUUUGCUAACUUAAGUAACGAGCAUUACUCAACAUUAGACUCCUUAAUUGGGUGGACGUGCCAAGAUGAAUGUAGAUAUACCUGUAUGUGGCCAACAGUUGAGGCAUUCAGAGGUCGGAAUUGGAAUGUCCCACAGUUUCAUGGGAAGUGGCCUUUUGUGCGACUUCUUUGUAUGCAAGAAGUGGCCUCUGUCACGUUUUCAAUUCUCAAUUUCAUUGUCCAAUUCAAUGAAUGGAGAAAGUUUCGGAAAGAGGUGAAACCUGACUAUCCAUUUUACUGGAUGUGGUCAUUCUAUGUAAUGAUUUGUCUCAACUCAUGGAUAUGGUCUAUUGUCUUCCAUGCAAGGGAUACUUCAUUUACCGAAAUUAUGGAUUAUGUGUCAGCUUUCUCAGUUGUGACCUACUUUUUGUUUUGUUUUGGUGCAAGAGUGGGAAGCCACUUGUUUAGAGGUGCAACUGUUGUUCACGCCUGCCUCUGCAUCGCAUUAUAUGUCUUCCAUGCCACUUAUUUGCUGUUUGUGAAGCUGGACUAUGGUUACAAUAUGGUUGUUAAUGUCAGUGUGGGUGGUGUUACAUCCAUAGUAUGGUUUGCUUGGUGCAUUAAAAAUCGAAAAGAGCUUCCACAUACCCACUAUUUAAUGCACUUCUUAUUGGGCUUGUGGGCUACAAUGCUCUUUGAAAUUCUUGACUUUGAACCAAUAUACAAGAUUUUUGAUGCCCACGCCAUUUGGCAUUGUACUACAAUCCCUCUACCAUACCUGCUUUUCAGAUUUGUGAAGGCUGACUGCAAGUACUUACAUAAAGAGAAGGAGAAAAAUAUUUGAUUAUUGCUUUUUUUCUUUAGAAGCUUAAUGCCUAUCUAAAGACAGACUUCUUUUAUUUAUGCAAUGUUUUACCAAAGGACUGAAUGUGCACUAUCUGCACAUUCCACUAGUCAGUUGUGGGGAUAGUGUACUCAUUCACAACACGCAUAAUACAUUGAAUCAAAAUUUGUAGUCAUGCAGAACAACAACUGUGAUUCCCUUUUUUUCAAUCUCUAACUUUUUUUUGUUGAAAAAUUUAUGGUUGUUUUGUAUUUUUGAAUGGUGAAUGGUCAUCUUUCUUUGUUUUAUCUUGUAACCCGAGUGUGAGAUCUCUUUGAAUGCCUUCUCUCUCAUUUUUGUUAUGAAUGUUUGUCAAGAUAUAUGGACCAGAAUGAACUAUAUUUUUGUGUGGCUGGUGCCACAUGCUAUGAUUUAGUCCCUUCAUAGUCAACAAGGCCAUAUCUGUUUAGUGAUUCGUUUUUCUUUACGAUAAGCAAGUUCAUGUGUGCAUUUCAUGUCGGCAUUUAUUGUUUAUAUCAUUGUUUUUAAGGGGUAGUGCCUUUGUUAGUGAUGUUUUCUUGGCAGCUAAUGACAUUUGUUUCCCAAAUGUACAAAAGUAGACAAACAUCAACUUUAUUCGUCUUUAUAUUUAAAAAGUAUUUAUCGAUAUUAAGUAAGCAAAAAACUGAUGUUGUACACAAACUUUUUUUCUUUUUGCAAAUUUUUUUUUUGGAAUUGCAUUGAAAAAGAUUAAUUAUUCGCGCUGGCAGCUACCAUGUCAUAUUAGUGCCUUUAUUAUUAUUAUCAUUACUAUAUUAUUAUUGUUGCACUUCUUUUCAUAUUUUAGUAAGAUUUCUGAAAUUGUUGUGUUUAGCUUCACAUUGUGAUAGAAUUUGUGUGUUAAAUUUUUUCUGCACCUGCACUUUUGUGUGAUUUUUAGCGUUUGAGUUUUGAAGCAAAUCUUUUGUUUGUUUUUGGUUGGUUGGUUUUCUUUAUUAGAUUCAUCAAAUUUUUCUCUCAAUGACAGAGUUGUACAAAUACCCUUGAUAAUUG